This is a messenger RNA of Phodopus roborovskii (desert hamster), 1728 nucleotides long. It is a transcript of the gene B3gnt8, whose product is annotated as UDP-GlcNAc:betaGal beta-1,3-N-acetylglucosaminyltransferase 8. Bases 413 to 1582 code for a protein of 389 amino acids. Gene Ontology annotation, cellular component: membrane. Gene Ontology annotation, molecular function: protein N-acetylglucosaminyltransferase activity. The record is from RefSeq and is a predicted model, not a curated record. Lineage: Eukaryota; Metazoa; Chordata; Mammalia; Rodentia; Cricetidae. The transcript has 2 exons.
CCUUCCCUAGAAUUCUCCCCCAGGCUCUCGCAGAGUCCGGGUCCGCGGCUUUGGCCAUCCCUGCACCUUUCCCGACGUCUCACCAGAAAACCAGCCCUAACUCGCCAGGGCGCGUCUCCCCGUCGGCCUCCCCUUCCCUUCCCGGCCCCGCCCCGGCUCCUCCCGGCCCCAGGGGCCCUCCCGCCUCCUCCCCUCCCGCCCGCCCCUCCAGACUCGAGCGCGGGCUGGGCGGGCAGCCUGAGGACGCGCAGCUGCGAGCAGGGAGUCCCGGCAGGGCUUGACCCGAGGAUCCCCCCCCCCUUGCCCCCCGAGCUGGCGGAAGGCGAACCCAGAGGUACCCGGGUCCCCGGGCCCUGGGGUGGGGUUACUGGAGGAGGUAGCCCCACUGGUGGCCCUUUCCCUGGGCCGGGUCAUGCGUUGCCGCAAGUGCCAGCUCUGCCUGUUAGCACUGCUCACCCUCCUGGGCCUCAAAGUGUACAUCGAGUGGACAUCCGAGUCCUGGCUUAACAAGGCUGAACCCCGGGGCACCCUGCUCAGUUCCACACCACCCAAUGCUGAGCCCACCCUGCCCAUCAACCUCUCAGCACGCCUGGGUCAGACUGGCCCACUGUCCUUUGCUUACUGGAACCAGCAGCAGCGGAACCUGGGAGCCCUGCCCAGUACGGACUGCCGGACCUGGGGGACUGCUGCUGCCUCGGAGAUCUUGGACUUCCUGUUGUACCCCCAAGACCUUCAGCGCUUCCUGCUGUCAGCAGCCUGUAGGACCUUCCCUCUGUGGCUGCCUGCAGGCGGGGGCAGCCCGGUGGCCAGCUGUUCUGAUAAGGAUGUCCCCUACCUGCUCCUGGCUGUCAAGUCAGAACCGGGACACUUUGCAGCAAGGCAGGCUGUGAGGGAGACCUGGGGCAGCGCAGUCGCUGAGACCCGGUUGCUCUUCCUGCUGGGGUCACCACUAGGAAUGGGGGGGCCUGACCUAAGAUCACUGGUGGCAUGGGAGAGCCAGCACUAUGGCGACCUGCUGCUCUGGGACUUCCUGGACGUCCCCUACAACCGGACACUCAAAGACCUUCUGCUGCUGACCUGGCUGAGCCACCACUGCCCCGAUGUGAGUUUUGUCCUGCAGGUUCAGGACGAUGCCUUCGUGCAUACCCCUGCCCUGCUGGAGCACCUGCAGACCCUGCCACCCACCUGGGCCCGCAGCCUCUACCUGGGUGAGGUCUUCACCCAGGCCAAGCCGCUCCGCAAGCCUGGAGAACCCUUCUAUGUGCCCAAGACCUUUUUUGAAGGAGACUAUCCAGCCUAUGCCAGUGGAGGUGGCUAUGUCAUCUCGGGACGCCUGGCCCCCUGGCUGCUGCAGGCAGCAGCCCGUGUGGUCCCUUUCCCCUUUGAUGACGUCUACACUGGCUUCUGCUUCCGAGCCCUGGGCUUAGUGCCCCGGGCCCACCCAGGGUUCCUCACAGCCUGGCCAGCAGACCGCACCAGGGACCCCUGCACAAUCCGAGGCCUGCUGCUGGUUCAUCCAGUCAGCCCCCAGGACACCAUCAGGCUCUGGAAACACCUGUGGGGCCCAGAGCUCCAGUGCUGAGCCUCAGAGACAAGCUAGGGUGGGGUGGGGAUGCUGAGCACCCCCCAGCCCCUCCUAAAUCCUUCCUCGUCAAGAACUGGGCAGGCUAGACAAGGUGGCAGACUGUGCUCCCCUACUUUCUAAUUCUGAAAACUAUGUCCACCCUA